UCGUUUUUGUGAUGAACCAAUGAAAUCGCAGCUAUAGCCAGACUACUUCCUGAAUAAAAAAGCUGCAGGCUGAAGUGUAAAAGCAGUCCAGGACAAGCCUCAUACAGAAAUAAACAAACCCAUCUGGAUCAUGCAGAACAUGUUCAUUAUUGUUUUAAAUCUGCUGAUUCACAUCUCAAUCGCAAUCGAAGAGGAGCGGAUUACAAUACCAUGUCAAGCCAAUACUGAACAAGGUGUACAGUACAGGAAAAUCACAUGGUACAAGGUGGAGGAAGGCUCUGAUGUUUUGACUGGACUUGUUUUGAAGGACCUGAAUAAAAACAUUACAGUCCUUUUUAAGUUUGCCAAUCAUUCGUAUGUGGUAGGGGAGGAUAACUCGCUCCAGUUUCUCAGUGCAGCUGGGGAAAGCUGUGGCAUUUACAGAUGCACUUUAUGGCCACCACUGGGCCAUUACAUUCAGGAGAAAGACUAUGAAUAUUAUUCAGCAGACUGCAUUAAACCUCAACUUCAACCAGUGCUAAGCAGCAGCAGGAACAAUGACGUGCCUGUCAGGACUCAUUUAAAAUUCUUAAUAAUCCCAUGUGUGCUGUUGGCUUGUUCUGUUCUUAUAUUUCUUGUAAACUUAAAAAUGAUGAACAGAGCAAAAAAGAGAUCUGAUAUUAAAGAAAAACUUUUGGAAACUAAAGAAACAUUUGUGCAAAAUUGUGCAAACAUCUAGUAGCAUUAACCGAAAAUCAGUGAAAAAAAAUCACGUAUAUCCUGUGUUAUAUGUUUAUUGUGUUAUAUUGUUUCACUUAGCAAUACAUUUUUCAUUUGUAAACAAAUAUACCAAUAAAAUAAUUUGUGUUGUCAAAGUGUCGGGCUUGUAAUCCGACAGUUGCCGGUUUGAGUCUCACGACCGAUGGGUUGCAACUAUAACUCUAAAAAAUGCUGGGUUGUUUUUAACCCAGGGCUGGGUCACUAUUGGACAGAACACACUGCUGGGUUAAAAUGACCCAACUGCUUGAUUGUUUUAACCCAACUGCUGGGUUAUUGUCAAUCAACAUGUUGAAACAACCCAGCAGUUGGGUCAUUUUGAACCCAGCAGUGUGUUCUGUCCAAUAUUGACCCAGCUUUUUUAGGCAUCCUUAAUUGCUCCCCGGGCGCUGGGAUAGCUGCCCACUGCUCUGGGUGUGUGUGUGUUUACUGGAUGCAUGUGUUAAAUGUAGAGGUUACAUUUCAAGUAUGCAUUUCAUACUUGAUAAGCUUGUCACUCUCACUUUCACUUCAUUGCACUUUCCAACACCCUACCAAACCCACACAAAGAGAAAAUACCUUUGAACUGUGAUAAGCAGUCAACGUCAGAAGAAAGCAUUUCACAAGUUCUGAUGAUGAUACGUUUGAUGGUGUGGGCGUUUGCCCUUACCGUAGUAGCUGGCAAAGAGGUUCCCACAUUGGUCACAGCAGCCUGUAGAGAUAAUAUCAUUUUACCAUGUGAUGCCCUUCAAAUCGGUCAAAGCUACACCUCUGUUACUUGGUACAAGGUCCAUCCAACCCAUUCUUCAAUCCUCAUUUCCCAAAAAAAUGUAUUAUCCCAAAGUGAUAAAGGAAACAGUUCUGUGUCACUGGGUAAAAAUGCAUCUUUGAUUUUGUGGAAGGCUGCUCCUACAAAUGCUGGGAUGUACGAGUGUUUACUUAGAGCAAAAGCUGGACAAAAUUUUUGUCGCUCUCAAAUUGAAUUGAAUAUCUCAGAUUGCAUGGCGACUACAGCUUUACCUAUCUUUAACUUCUCCACAUAUUUCAUGAAUGGCGCUGAUUCAUUCUUCACUGAUUUGAUUAAUGGCACUAAUUCAUUAAUGAAUAGCAGCCAACUGACCCCUAUUAGAGAUGACAAUGAAGAGCUUUAUGUCAUUUUGGCUUUAUUAGGACUAGCACUGUGUAAACUACUGCUCAGUGCAUUAUGCAUUAAAGUAUUCGAGGAGCUCAAAGCAUUUAGGGGAAGACUACAAGGAUACAGAUAAGACAAACUAUUAUUUGCACUAUUAUUUAUAAUAAUCAGCACCCAUGGGACAUUUCUCAGCCAAUCAAAUAAAGCAUUUAAAAGACCUGUGGCAUAAUUAAUAAAUAAUGUAUGAAAUUGCUUGUAAUCAUAA
Messenger RNA from Misgurnus anguillicaudatus (oriental weatherfish), 2132 nucleotides. The record is from RefSeq and is a predicted model, not a curated record. NCBI's taxonomy places the organism in Eukaryota, Metazoa, Chordata, Actinopteri, Cypriniformes, Cobitidae.